AAUCUCCAUGGCAAUGACCCUAAUCAGGGAAGAGGGGAUGCAAAAGGGGCGCAUGCUCAGAGUGGCUGCUGGAGCCUUGCCUGCUCGCUACAGCUGCUCCAAGGGUCUGGCACACAGGCGAAGAGAAAGAUCAGGUACUGGGCAAACUGGUCCUUGGGGUGCAUCUCGAGCCCAUGGCGUGUCACGGCAGUGGCAGGGAAGACAGCUUGAAUUAUUGAUGAGAGCAAUGGCGCUGCCGUCUGUGUGGAGCGAGAUGCGUGUGGGAAUCCUGCUCCUCUCGGUGCUCAGCCUGCUCAGCGCGGGGCUCGUGGGGGCUGGCCAGGACUCCGGGAGUGUCAUCCCUGCAGAAAGCCGUCCCUGUGUUGACUGCCAUGCGUUCGAGUUCAUGCAGAGGGCGUUGCAGGAUCUAAAGAAGACGGCGUAUAACCUCGACACGCGGACAGAAACCCUCCUCCUGAGAGCAGAAAAGAGAGGCCUGUGUGAUUGCUUUCGUGCAAUACACUGAAAUGAGCACCGGUAUUUGGCCAAUGGACAUUUAUUCAUUUUAAAAAUGCUGUUCAGUAAAUUACAGGAAGAUACAGAGUGCAAGUUGUGCCCCACCAUAAGGAAAAGCAUUUUUAUCAGAACAGGUAUAGCUCAGUUAGAUUCUUUUUGCUUUGCUGUGGUUUAUCAUUACUCUAUGUGAUAUUGCAUCUGCUGAAAUGUCAACAGAAGAAACAGUGACAAAGUCAUGCUUACAGGUUUUAUGCAAGGAUAGCAUCCUGCUUUUUUGGUAUUUCAAAAUUUUGGUAUUUUUAAAAAUUGUCCUUGGACUCUCAGGCCAACCUCUUGGCUUAUGUGAAUUGCCAUAGAUCUGUAAAAUUCAGUGGAGUCAAAAUUUUUAAUGUAUUUAUAGAAGAAUAACAUGAAAAGGAAGAUACUUUGCCAUGAUGCAUAGAUAAAUAUUUACAAACAAGCAGACUUGGCUCUAUAUAGAAAUUAAUAGUUAUCACUGACUGCUUGGCAGUCCAGGGAAGGGAUUUGUUACCAAUUGUAUCAAUAGUCCAGUGCAAACACAGUAAUCUGUCUCACAAUUUUCAUUUCUUCAAAGCCACACAGUAGCUGUGAUCUUUUUGGAGAGAUUUAUUAAGUAUCUAAUGUGAUCAGUAACAUUUUUAAUCACUUGAAUACUGCCUGGCAGUUGAACUGAUUGCAUCUGCCAAAAUCUUCUGGAGAAGUGUCUUUCAUUAAGCAAAUCACAUGCUGGAUUGAACCACUCAAACUGGCCUCUGCAGAGAGUUUUGGCAGAGAGCCUACACAACGCCUGCCUGCCCAGGAGUCUCUUGUAAACUGUAUUUUGGGAAAUACUUAAAUUCUACCAGAAUGGUCCUUAGCUCUUGCAUGGACUCUGCACUCCAUCAGGGUGGGUUACAGUGCUGAUGUUAUUCACAUUCCUGCUGCAGUCAGUGUGAGACAAGAGAGAACAAAACAAUUUAAGCAGUGUAGUAGUAGACAGCAAGAUUGUGCCUUGUUAAUUUUUAAAAGAGAAUAGCAAAUCCUUUCUCAUUGUUUACCUUUUUUUUCAUUUAUUUUGGGAAGGAGAACAGAAAAUGGCCCCAGUGGAAAGUUCCUGUUCAUAAUAAUAGAUUUUUCAUUGGACUUAAAAUAUCAUCCCCAAAGUAGACAUUUGUGUAUCAGCUCGAGCAUCUAUGUACACGCUAGAAACUUUUAUACAAACAAGAGUAUUGGAGCAGGACGAACAACAGUGGUUUUCAAAGUCAUUUUACUAAUUCUUAUUAAUAUGUCUGUCUUUCCAUAAGUGACUGAUGUUUAUGAUAUUUUGCUCUCAGCCUGCUCAGUAAGUUAGGAUCAAAGCUAUCUGUAUGUUUCCAAACUGCUUCUCUCUCAUUUUGUCUACAACAUCAGGCACAGAGAAAUAGGGACCUGUGACCCACUGCCAACUCAUUAUUUUGUGAGCAGUCAUACUCAGUAACACAAAGGAGUGUGUGUUGCCAUAUAUUUUGCCAAAGUUGUUUGAAAGGUGUGUGGUUCUCAGCAAGGAAAAGUUUCCUUGCACCUGCAUGUCAAAUAAAAAAUCUGCUUUGUCCUUUGUAGUAUUCCAGCAAACCCCUUUAUAGGUCAUUGGGACCUGUUUUGUGUACAAGAGAAGCAGCAUGACACAGCAACAGCUCCUUCCUGGUAGCAUCACACUGCACUGUGGCACCGGUCAAUAGAGCAAUAGAGGUUUUCCUCAUAGACCAAAUUUUAUCAAAGAAAGCAGUAGGAUUAACACAGCUUCAUUGCAAAAUACCAGCCUUUGGCUACUUUAUCCUCACUUAGAUUUGGACCAAAAUAAUGCACAGCUUUCGAGCCAGCUUUUUGCAGGAGAUGGAGUCCCAGCACUGAACCUGUGAAUUUUCCAGCACAGCUUCCCUUUUCAGGGGGCAGCAUGUCUAUGGUUUGGUAUUACUAUUGUGCGUGCUUAUUCUGCUGGUACCCUAAAGAAUCUUGCAAAUUCCUGUUACAAGAACUGAAAUUCUUUUGUUUUGUUCAUGUUUUUAUUUAGAAAAGUGGUUGCUCACAGUUGAGUUUUGAUAUACACAGCUUGUUACGAUAAAAGGUGGAAUGAAUGACAAGGGGAUGUUGUCUGACUCCCAAAGGGAUCAGAGUGACACUGCAACUUUAUGGCUGUAAGAGAGUGAUUAUUCUGUACUUCUCUUUGUCUAUAAUACAACACAAUAAAAGGGCAAGAUGCAUUAUAGUA
Messenger RNA from Corvus hawaiiensis (hawaiian crow), 2743 nucleotides. It is a transcript of the gene NICOL1, whose product is annotated as chromosome 5 C4orf48 homolog. NCBI's taxonomy places the organism in Eukaryota, Metazoa, Chordata, Aves, Passeriformes, Corvidae. Bases 8 to 505 code for a protein of 165 amino acids. The record is from RefSeq and is a predicted model, not a curated record. The transcript has 4 exons.